Molecule: messenger RNA, 584 nt
Organism: Schizophyllum commune H4-8
Lineage: Eukaryota; Fungi; Basidiomycota; Agaricomycetes; Agaricales; Schizophyllaceae
Product: NDUFA12-domain-containing protein
Exons: 5
Biological process (GO): response to oxidative stress; mitochondrial respiratory chain complex I assembly
Cellular component (GO): membrane
Source: RefSeq, a predicted model, not a curated record
CAUGUCUUCGUUCGCGCGGUUCGUCCGCAAUGUGUACCGCGUCGGCCCGCGCGACGCCUACCAGCAGCUCAUGCACUUGAACGAUGUCAAGGCUGGUCGUUUCAUUGGCGCGGACCAGUUCGGCAACAAGUACUUCGAGAACAUGAACCCGCGCGAGGAAGUGCCAGGUCGCCAGCGCUGGGUCAUCUUCGCGCAGGACUCCAUCAGCAAGCAGUACUACGAAGAUAACUCGCAGAUCCCUCCCGAGUGGCACUCAUGGCUGCAGCAUAUCCGCGCGCUGCCCCCGACUGAGGACCCCGUUGUCCAGAAUUUGUCGCCCCCUUGGAAGCAGCAAUGGACGGAGAACAUCUCCGGCACGCGUGGCGCGUACCGCUCGUACAACACCGUCAAGCCGAAGAUCGAGGCCUGGGAGCCCAAGACGGCCGCCCGGGCGUAAGCUGACGGGCGGCAUGCGCCGGAGUGUGGUCCCGCGAGCGUACAGUGUACAACUGGUGCGAAAUGAAUAUAUUGAGCGUGCGCCACGCACCUUUCGCCUCGAUGCGGGACGUGCUGGCCUGACGCAAGCGGAAAUCGUUCUUUCCUAU